CCCAUCUGGCCUCAUUUUUGCCCAUUCUGAUAUGCAAAUGUCUGUCAUCUGACCUGUUUUCAUGCUCACUGAGUUUUAAAAUGUGUCUCAUAUUUGAACCCGUUAUUCUGCAGGGAUAUCCAGCUCCCUAUAAAACUGUCUCAGCCAGGGCAGCAGCCCCAACUACUGUUCUCCGCCUUCCUGCACAGGCUUUCCAAUCUGUCUUUGAGAAAUACCCAGAGACCCUAGUCCGAGUUAUUCAGAUCAUCAUGGUGCGUCUUCAGAGAGUUACCUUUCUUGCCCUUCACAACUAUCUAGGCCUGACCACAGAACUUUUUAAUAAGGAAAGUCAAGCUGUUCCACUGGUCUCAGUGGCCAAUGUUGUAGGAGAAGCCAGUCCAGGCAAAGGGAUCCGCAGACACUCACAGACAAUUGAGGAAGUUUCUGAAAAGUUCCCGCAGAGGUCAACAGACCGUUAUAGUGAGACAAGUCAGAUGUACAGAGGAGAGGAUGGUGGGAAGCAUCGUACAGAAAGUCCUACCACUUUAUUCAGGAAGUCUCGCUCACUGUCAACACCUUUUGAUGGCACCCAUGCUGGGUCUCCUGACCACAAUAUGGCCUUUGACAGGGCAAGCGUUACAAAAGAGGAAGCCCCUACAAGUCCUAUUGCCAUUCAUAAGUCUAUAAGGAAGAAGUCGGUGACAAUGCAACAUUCUCCUUCAGCUGUGUUUUACUACUCAGACACUGGGGGGCACUCCAGCCACAUCCACCAUUGUAAAGUUAAUACCGUUUUCCAAGCUGCCAAGAAGGACUUGAUUAAAAUUAUUCAGCUUCAGGACCCCAGUCUUCUGGAAGAUAGGGUGACUUUGAGACAAGUUAAAGCGGGCUCUGUUGUUGCGAGCGAGGGAGAUCAGGAUGUGAGCGUACAGUUUGUAAUCUCAGGAACUCUCCAUGUGUACCAAAGACUGAUUGACAGAGAGGAAGAAACGUGUCUUUUUGUGGCUCACCCUGGAGAGAUGGUGGGCCACCUGGCCGUUCUCACAGGAGAGCCUCUCAUCUUUUCUGUGCGCGCCCACCGUGACUGCUGCUUCCUGUCCAUCUCCAAAACACACUUCUAUGAGAUAAUGCGUGCUGAGCCUCGAAUAGUGUUAAAUGUAGCUCACACGGUGGUACGGAGGGUCUCCUCCUUUGUCCGACAGAUUGACUUUGCCCUGGACUGGAUGGCAUUGGAGGCCGGACGGGCUGUCUAUAGACAAGGUGAUAAGUCAGACAGCACUUUCAUUGUUCUGAGUGGACGUCUGCGUUCUGUCAUCAUGAAGGAUGAUGGGAAAAAAGAGCUUGCUGGAGAGUAUGGGCGGGGAGACCUCAUUGGUGUGGUGGAAGCUUUGAGUCAUUUAAACAGAGCCACUACAGUCCAUGCAGUCCGAGACUCUGAACUGGCCAAACUGCCUGAAGGAGCUCUUAACUCUAUUAAGAGGAAAUACCCACAGGUUGUGACUCGCCUGAUUCAUCUUCUUGGGCAGAAAAUUCUGGGCAACAUGCAGCAAGUGAAUGGUCCACUAUCAGUGCGCAGUCUGGGUUUUCACACCCCAAGCAGUAAGUGGGACGCAGGUAACCCAGCCGCCAAUCUAUCUACUAUCGCCAUACUGCCUGUGUCUGAGGAGGUGCCUUUGACUGCCUUCACGCUAGAGCUGCAGCAUGCUCUCAGUGCUAUUGGCCCCACUUUGCUCCUAACCAGUGACAUCAUCAGACAGCACCUGGGUGUUGCAGCCUUGGACAGUGUUCAUGAGUAUCGUUUGUCAAGCUGGUUGGGUCAACAAGAGGACAUCCACCGGAUUGUUCUGUAUCAGUCUGACAGUUCUCUGACUCCUUGGACUCAACGUUGCAUCAGACAGGCGGACUGCAUCAUCAUAGUGGGUGUGGGGGAACGGGAGCCCACUGUGGGAGAGCUAGAGCGAAUGCUAGAGAGCAGUGCUGUGAGAGCUCAGAAGCAGCUGGUCCUGUUGCACCGUGAGGACGGGCCUCCACCAAGAGGAACAGCAGAAUGGCUCAACAUGCGCAGCUGGAUCUCUAGACAUCAGCAUCUGUCAUGUCCCCACAGGGUCUUCUCCAGGAGGAGUCUGCCUAAACUGAGAGAGAUGUAUCAGCGGGUAUUUGAGAAGCCUCCCGACCGGCAUUCUGACUUCUCGCGUCUGGCUCGGAUCCUGACAGGCAACGCUAUCGCUCUGGUGCUGGGAGGAGGGGGGGCCAGAGGCUGCUCUCAGGUGGGCAUCAUUCGGGCGUUGAGUGAGGCUGGGAUCCCUGUGGAUCUGAUUGGUGGCACUUCCAUUGGUUCCUUGAUAGGAGCGCUCUAUGCUGAAGAGCGAAGCGUCAGUCGUAUGACGGUUAGGGCACGCCAGUGGGCCAUGGAUUUUGGAUCCUUAUUUAAGAAGAUCACAGAUUUGACGUACCCAGUGACAUCCAUGUUUACUGGAGCAUCAUUUAACUCCAGCAUUAGUGGAAUCUUCCAGGAUAAACAAAUCGAGGACCUUUGGAUCCCUUAUUUCAACAUCACCACAGACAUCACAGCCUCCUCCAUGAGAGUGCACACUGAUGGUUCUCUGUGGAGGUACGUGCGUGCCAGCAUGUCUCUCUCUGGGUACCUUCCCCCUCUGUGUGACCCUAAAGAUGGACACUUACUCAUGGAUGGAGGCUACAUCAAUAACCUACCUGCUGACACAGCUCGCUCGAUGGGUGCCAAGUUGGUAAUUGCCGUUGAUGUUGGCAGUCAGGAUGAGACUGAUCUGACUAAUUAUGGAGACUCUUUAUCUGGAUGGUGGCUGCUAUGGAAACGCUUGAACCCUCUGUCAGAAAAAGUAAAGGUGUUGAAUAUGGCAGAGAUUCAGACUCGUCUGGCUUAUGUGUGUUCUGUGCGUCAGCUGGAGAUGGUAAAAGACAGUGACUACUGCGAGUACCUGCGACCACCCAUAGAUCGCUAUGGCACUCUGGACUUUGGCAAAUUUGAUGAGAUUGCUGACGUUGGCUACCAGCAUGGGAAGACCGUGUUUGACGUGUGGUGUCGGAGUGGGGUGAGGGAGACGAUGCUCAAGGACCAACAUCAAGAGGAAUUCCACAAAUCCAGGAGCACUAAUGUGACCCGUCCCAAUGCUUCUUUCACUGAUCUGGCUGAAAUAGUGUCCAGAAUAGAGCCAGUGAAGCAGGCCGUGGUGGAUGAGGAGUCUGAGUACCAGACAGACUAUGAUGAAGAUGCAGUGCUAUCAGACUUUGACCUGUCCAAUCCAAACAGUGAACACAGUGAGCAUUCUGAAGAUGAAGAGGAUGAGACCGCAGAUACAGCUGAUACAGAUGAUGAAAUGGAGAUCAGGACAAGGCGACAUCGAGCACUCAACCACAACAGCCAUCAUACCACCUGACCUCAAAUACUUUUUUCCAAGAUGUUUUGAUUUUUUUCUUCUUCUUUACAGUAUUAUCAGCCUUUAAAAGGGUUUUUAAAGGAUUUUAAUAAGUAACAUUAUCAGUAUUGGAAUUGACUUCCUUGAAUUGUUAGAAACUGACAUGUACUUAAGAGAAAAAGCAAGUAUUAUGGUACAUCUACAUUAAACCACUCUCAUUUUUUAUUCUUUGGGAAGGAUGGCUAACACAACACUAAGCUGUCUCAGAGUCCAGUAACAAUUGCUAAAACUCUGAAACAAAGUGGUUUUCUUGCCUUAACUUUUAGUAUUACAUUUCAAUUUCAUGCAAGCUGUUAAUGCAACCUCAACACAGUUUACUGUGUGAAACGAUAAGCUGUUUUGUGUCUAUAUUAUCCUGUUAGUGAAGUUAACACUAGUCCAACUGGUUUAUAACCAGAAGAGAAGGAUGAACUAGUAAACAUAACUGAGAGAUAUCCUGAUUUCAGUAUUUGUAGCCAUUUAUAUGUUGGUAAAUCACUAUAUAAACAGUCCUUUUAUUGUGGAUUAUGGGUGAAGUGUUGAUUGAAGCAGUUGGCAAUGUUUUAAUGUGUUAUUUGCCUUAUUAAAAGUUCAGUUGUCUGAAUAUUUGGUUGGUUGUUAAAUAGAUAUCUAGUAUCUCACAUGAUGAGGAAUCAUUUUCCUUUAUCUUCUGAACCGAGAGUUCAUUGUACUAUGAAAACAUGUAGAGAUGCCUGAAAUAUCUGGAUCUGUAGUGUCUUCCUCAAAAAUGGAGCAAUCACGGCAAAAUCAUUUUCAGGACCUUGGACAAGGCCUUAAAGAUGGCCUUACAAAAUGUUUUCAAUUCAAUGUUGGGGAAUAAUUUAUGAAAAAUUAUUCUGCAACUGAAGAAAA
Sinocyclocheilus grahami is the source of this 4283-nucleotide messenger RNA. RefSeq names its product patatin-like phospholipase domain containing 7b (gene pnpla7b). Lineage: Eukaryota; Metazoa; Chordata; Actinopteri; Cypriniformes; Cyprinidae. The transcript has 27 exons. Gene Ontology annotation, cellular component: endoplasmic reticulum. Bases 81 to 3392 code for a protein of 1103 amino acids. Gene Ontology annotation, biological process: lipid metabolic process. The record is from RefSeq and is a predicted model, not a curated record. Gene Ontology annotation, molecular function: phosphatidylcholine lysophospholipase A1 activity.